AUGCUUUUGUGCAGAUCACAAGACUCGUGCAACAAUCAAAGCAACAAAGAAACUGAACACGAGUUCUUCUCACUUCGCAUCUUCUUCAUGUUGAUUUGGGACAAGCAAAUGAAUUGUUUUUCGGUGACAUCCGUUAAUUUUGACGUCAAGCCGAUGAGAAAAAAAAAAUAUGCAAAAGAAAACUUUCAUCCACCCACGCUUGAAGGUCGUAAUGAAUUUACAUCUUGUUAA
Molecule: messenger RNA, 231 nt
Organism: Clunio marinus
Lineage: Eukaryota; Metazoa; Arthropoda; Insecta; Diptera; Chironomidae
Source: the annotation of a GenBank genome assembly